UCGAUCCCACACUUUUUUAUAAUCGAUUUUCGCGUUGAUCGAUCUAAUUUUCCCCCAUUUGCUACGAGGUUUGAGUAAUGAAAUUGUAUAACUUGCUCUCGUUUUGAUCAUUUACCAAGCGGAUUAAGACCCGUGUUCCAAAAUGGGAGUGGAUCAGAACUUUCAGGAUGAGGAGGGCACCUUGGAGAUAGGAAUGGAAUACAGAACUGUAUCUGGAGUCGCUGGACCGUUGGUUAUCCUUGAUAAAGUUAAGGGACCCAAAUUUCAAGAGAUUGUUAAUAUUCGCUUGGGAGAUGGGAGUACUCGUCGUGGACAAGUUCUGGAGGUUGAUGGCGAAAAGGCUGUGGUUCAGGUUUUUGAAGGUACAUCUGGGAUUGACAAUAAAUUUACAACAGUGCAAUUUACUGGAGAGGUGUUGAAAACUCCAGUCUCACUAGACAUGCUUGGGCGCAUAUUUAAUGGUUCUGGAAAACCAAUUGAUAAUGGCCCACCAAUAUUACCCGAAGCUUACUUGGACAUAUCAGGAAGUUCUAUCAAUCCUAGUGAGAGAACUUAUCCUGAAGAAAUGAUACAGACAGGAAUAUCUACAAUUGAUGUCAUGAAUUCUAUUGCUAGAGGUCAAAAGAUCCCCCUGUUCUCAGCUGCUGGUCUCCCCCAUAAUGAAAUUGCUGCACAGAUUUGCCGUCAGGCUGGCUUAGUCAAGCGAUUGGAGAAAACGGAAAAUCUUCUUGAGCAUGGAGGAGAAGACGACAAUUUUGCUAUCGUGUUUGCUGCUAUGGGAGUUAACAUGGAGACUGCACAAUUUUUUAAACGUGAUUUUGAGGAAAAUGGCUCAAUGGAGAGAGUGACCCUUUUCCUUAAUUUGGCAAAUGAUCCUACAAUUGAGCGUAUUAUCACUCCUCGUAUUGCUCUCACGACUGCUGAAUAUUUGGCCUAUGAGUGUGGCAAGCAUGUUCUUGUGAUACUCACAGAUAUGAGUUCUUAUGCUGAUGCUCUUCGUGAGGUAUCUGCUGCCAGAGAAGAAGUACCAGGAAGACGUGGUUAUCCGGGUUACAUGUAUACCGAUCUUGCAACAAUUUAUGAACGUGCUGGAAGAAUUGAGGGUCGGAAAGGCUCUAUUACACAAAUUCCAAUUCUAACCAUGCCAAAUGAUGAUAUUACGCAUCCAACUCCUGAUCUUACAGGAUAUAUCACUGAGGGACAGAUUUACAUUGACAGGCAGUUGCAUAACAGACAGAUAUACCCACCAAUCAAUGUGCUUCCAUCACUAUCUCGGUUGAUGAAGAGUGCCAUUGGUGAGGGAAUGACUAGAAAGGAUCAUUCUGAUGUGUCCAACCAGCUAUAUGCAAAUUAUGCCAUUGGAAAGGAUGUCCAGGCAAUGAAAGCCGUGGUUGGAGAAGAAGCACUUUCGUCCGAGGAUCUGCUGUAUCUGGAAUUCUUGGACAAAUUUGAGAGGAAGUUUGUCACCCAGGGAGCCUAUGACACUCGCAAUAUCUUCCAGUCUCUAGAUCUCGCAUGGACUUUGCUGCGGAUCUUCCCCCGAGAGCUUCUUCAUCGUAUUCCAGCCAAGACCCUCGAUGCUUAUUACAGCCGUGAUGCCGGCAACUGAUGAGAUAUAUAAAAUUCGUAGACCUUGUUCUCCUGCAGAAUCAGCUCCUUAUGCUAUCAUCGGCAAUUAAUUUGUUUAUUUGCUUUCUCGCCCAGAAGUCCAUAUUUCUCUCUAGCCUGCUUAAAAUAAUAAGAGGAUGAGUCUGUUUGAGUGCCUCAUAUUUCGAGUCCGUUGAGUUAGUCAGAAAGAAAGACCCCAUAGUUACUGUGAUUCCUAUGCCAUUUUUUCUAUGGUGGGGGAAAUAUUAGUUUGGGAUGGCGCGUUGAUUGAAUUGUGGGAUGUUCACCGUCGUUGGUUGGUUCUUUUUUGUGUAGACUGCUUUCCCAAUGUAUGUUGCAUGUUUUAGAAUCUCAUUUAUAUCUUGUAAUUUGAUGAUUAUUUAGGGUAUUUGUUUGUAAUGAGGAUAGUUGUCAGCUGGACAUGUAUUUAUCUAUUUUUUGUUGAUUAAUAAGGGAAACCAACCUUCGUAGUUUCGGAA
Messenger RNA from Arachis duranensis, 2087 nucleotides. Its product is annotated as V-type proton ATPase subunit B3. Bases 143 to 1609 code for a protein of 488 amino acids. Gene Ontology annotation, cellular component: proton-transporting V-type ATPase, V1 domain. The transcript is spliced from 15 exons. Lineage: Eukaryota; Viridiplantae; Streptophyta; Magnoliopsida; Fabales; Fabaceae. The record is from RefSeq and is a predicted model, not a curated record. Gene Ontology annotation, molecular function: proton-transporting ATPase activity, rotational mechanism; ATP binding. Gene Ontology annotation, biological process: proton transmembrane transport; ATP metabolic process.